Messenger RNA from Gossypium raimondii (Peruvian cotton), 2137 nucleotides. Its product is annotated as probable protein phosphatase 2C 42. NCBI's taxonomy places the organism in Eukaryota, Viridiplantae, Streptophyta, Magnoliopsida, Malvales, Malvaceae. Gene Ontology annotation, molecular function: protein serine/threonine phosphatase activity; cation binding. The transcript has 4 exons. The record is from RefSeq and is a predicted model, not a curated record. The coding region runs from base 184 to 1686 and encodes 500 amino acids. Gene Ontology annotation, biological process: protein dephosphorylation.
AGAAAGCAGAGGAGAUGAGGAAACAAAGCAACAAAACAAAAACAAAAUCGAAAAGAAAACAAGAUGUCUCCGGAUAAAAGUGCGGCAUCGAGGCAUUGGCACGAUACAAGUCCAACAACACACAAGAAAAAAGAAGAAUUGAAGUGAUUUUUGCUGCUUUUUUUUUCUUUUUUUCUUUUUUGAAUGUUGUAUCCAAUACAAAACAAACAAAAAAACAUUGAAAAUAACACCCAUCUGCUUCAAAGAGGAACCACCCCAAAACAACCGACCCUCCUCUGUUCCUCUACCACCGAACACCCACCACCGCCCCCUUUCCUCUUUAUCAUCCACCUUCAACAUCUUAUCCUACGCAUACCCUUUUCUUCAAUCAUCAUAUAUCAUUCUUUUGAUUCCUUGUUUUACCACUUGGUGGGAGGUUUUUUCUUUUUUGGGUUUAAACCUCAGAUCACAUCAUCCUAUUGUGAAAUUUGGAAUUGUACGGUGGUUUGGGAUUUUGGGUUUUUGUUUGUUUGUUUUGAUGAUGAGAGAUGUCUGAUGCUCCAGGGAUUCAUGAAUCUUCUCUCCCUCUGCUGGAAGCCAUUCGGGCAUGAGAAGGGAAAUCACGGGGCGAACGGCGUUCUUGGCGGCGGAGGAAGUAGUGGCGGCUCAAAAGAAGGUAAAGAUGGGUUGCUUUGGUAUCGAGAUAUAGGGAAAUAUGGUUCCGGGGAUUUUUCCAUGGCCGUGAUCCAAGCCAACCAGGUCCUUGAGGAUCAGAGCCAGAUCGAGUCCGGCCAAUACGGUACUUUUGUUGGGAUCUACGAUGGACACGGCGGACCCGAGACGGCUCGUUACGUUUGCGAUCACUUGUUCAAGCACUUUCGAGCAAUAGCAGCCGAAUCACAGGGGGUUGUGACUGCCGAGACCAUUCAAAGAGCUUUUCGUCAAACGGAAGAAGGGUUCACUACCCUUGUGUCGGAGUCAUGGAGUACUCGGCCCAAUAUGGCAACAGUUGGGACAUGCUGCCUGGUUGGAGUAAUACAUCAGCAAACGCUUUUCAUUGCGAAUCUUGGUGAUUCGCGCGUUGUACUGGGCAAGAAGGUUGGCAACACUGGAGGAAUUGCUGCUUUGCAGUUGUCAACUGAACACAAUGCAAAUAUCGCGGCUAUCAGACAGGAACUUAAGGAAUUACACCCAAAUGAUCCGCAAAUCGUUGUCCUCAAGCAUGGAGUUUGGCGAGUAAAGGGCAUUAUUCAGGUUUCUAGAUCUAUAGGCGAUGUUUAUAUGAAACACGCAAGGUACAACAGGGAACCAAUUAACGGAAAAUUCAGACUUCCUGAACCAAUGAACAUGCCUAUAUUGAGUGCUAAUCCGACUAUUAUUUCUCAUGAUCUCCAACCAAAUGAUUCUUUCCUUAUAUUUGCAUCCGAUGGUCUGUGGGAACACUUGAGUAAUGAAAAAGCUGUGGAUAUUGUACACAGUCAUCCGCGUGCAGGGAGUGCCAAAAGGCUGGUCAAAGCUGCCCUACAAGAAGCAGCAAGAAAACGAGAAAUGAGAUAUUCUGAUCUCCGGAAGAUCGACAAGAAAGUCCGACGCCAUUUUCACGACGAUAUAACUGUUAUUGUGUUAUUCUUUAAUCAUGAUCUUAUAUCCAGAGGUGUUGUCCAAGAUCCUCCGGUAUCCAUUAGAAGUGCACUAGAACACGGAUAAAUUAUUCAUAAACCGGAUAGAUUUCUACUUCCCUGAACCCGGUUUUCGCCUAACACUCAGAAAAAACUGCACCAAGAACACGUAGACAUUUCAUGGUGCAAGCACGGAAUAGUGAUGUAGAGAGCAGUUGUUUUAAGAGGAUUCAAAUUUGUAAAAUGUCAAAGAAAAAAAAAAAAGGAGUAUGGAAUUCCUCGUAAUAAUAUUUUUAAGUAAAAUGCAUGUUGUAGUUGUUUUUCGAUGGCAUUCGCCAUUUAGUGAUCAAAGAGGUCAAGCUGUGUGGGACAAUAACUCGAACACAUAGCGUGCUACUUUAUUUGGUUGCGAGGCGUUUUGAUUUGCAAUCAAACAUGUCGAAUAUUUAGCGUAAGUUAUUAACAUUACUCCCAAUCUGUUGUGAGUCUGAUUUUACCUGGUUAUAUAGUACAGCUCAAGGAUCAGCAUAUUAACGUCA